AAAAAAAUUCUCUUCAAUGAAAAUGGAGGAUCCAAACCUCGCUGACCAGUAUGUACAAGAGUUUGUGCUCGAGCAUCUGGAGGAUGGUACCUCGGCACCGGUUGGUGUCAAACGUGAAGAUCACAGCCCGACAGCGGUGGCCAAGAUUACCUGGACCGCAGAACCGGCUGCCAUGGCGCCGGAGGAUGAAGAAACCGCCGUUGAGCCGCUGAUCAAAAUGAGAUCAUUUUCCACAAAUUGGUCGCACAUGGAUGAGAGGCGUCUGCAGCCAUUGUCACCACCACCGGAGAUCUAUACCCAUGGACCGAUGACGGGUCAGGCUAUACUCGUGAAUACCUCAGUACCGGGUGGGGUACCAUCAACACCCCCCGAAACACCACCUGUUAUUGGCUCUCCAACGGGUAGUACCUGUGCUCAGGCUUAUGCUGGGGUCCCAGCUUCACACUAUGCCACCCACCACAGACCCCCACCCAGCAGUGCUGGGCUGACACAGGAAAUGAUGUGGCUACCCAACUCUAUGCGUACCGAUCCUCAACCGCUCGACUUAAGGCCACUGGCCGGUCCCAGCCAGGAGGAGGAAUGGGAAAGGCAUCGCGAGUACAUGCAAUCUGUGGCCGCCGCCAAUCACCACCACAGCCAUCAUUUGCAUUUGCAGCAAAAUCAACAUCCCCACCAUCAUCAUCAUCAUUUCCAGCACCUGGAACACCUGGCUCCGAUCAAUAUGCAUCCCUCGCCCUAUCACAAUAUCGCCAAUUGUCCACCCACCAGCUCCUCGGGAUCCCUGCUACACAAUGCGCCCUCAAAUGGCGGUCAUCAACAUUCCACGAAUCGGCCCACCUCGGUAUGUUCAACGCGAUCCUCAACAAAUUCCCCGCGUACCGUUUCCGGACACUAUUCCACAUCGAGCCAAUUGGGUAUAGACGAUUGUAUCGAUGACGACCUCCUAACCACCCUCUCAGUGCGGGAGCUAAACAAACGUCUUCAUGGUUGUCCGCGCGAAGAAGUUGUGCGGCUAAAGCAAAAAAGGCGAACCCUUAAAAAUCGCGGCUAUGCACAAAAUUGUCGCUCAAAACGUCUAAUGCAGCGUCACGAAUUGGAAAAGACCAAUAGGCAGUUAAAUCAGGAUCUGCAUCGUUUGAAAUUGGAAUACACACGGGUUUGCCAAGAGCGGGAUCAGCUGAAACAGCGUUUGCAAUCGAGGAAUGGUUCGAGUUCCUCACCAACGACGGCAUCAGCAGCAGCAGGAGGGGCGGGGGCGACGGGUAGUGCCGUCAUUGCCUUGAAUCCCUCAAGUGGUGGUCCAACAGCAGCUGCCAAUGGUCAUCAUGCACAUCCUCAUCCCCAUCAUCAUUCUCAGCAUCAUCAUCAUAAUGUUGUGGCGGCCGCUGCUGCAGCAGCAGCUGUUGCAGCUCGUGAUCAUCAUCAUGGUUCAGGUCAUCAGGCCCAUCAAUGGACCUCAUCGGCCAGAUAUCAACAGCAGCAUAUGAUGCAGCAACAAGCGAAUUCCGUUGCUGGUUCCACCGCCGCCGCCGCUCUUCAUGGUCCCCAUCAACAGCCUCAACAGGCCAUUCUGCAACCCCAACCUGCAACAGCCGUUGUAAAUUAA
Messenger RNA from Musca vetustissima, 1606 nucleotides. It is a transcript of the gene tj, whose product is annotated as lateral signaling target protein 2 homolog. The coding region runs from base 17 to 1606 and encodes 529 amino acids. The record is from RefSeq and is a predicted model, not a curated record. Lineage: Eukaryota; Metazoa; Arthropoda; Insecta; Diptera; Muscidae. Gene Ontology annotation, molecular function: RNA polymerase II cis-regulatory region sequence-specific DNA binding; DNA-binding transcription factor activity, RNA polymerase II-specific. The transcript has 2 exons. Gene Ontology annotation, biological process: regulation of transcription by RNA polymerase II. Gene Ontology annotation, cellular component: nucleus.